Messenger RNA from Diplodia corticola, 831 nucleotides. RefSeq names its product 60s ribosomal protein l19. The transcript is spliced from 6 exons. Bases 1 to 831 code for a protein of 276 amino acids. Gene Ontology annotation, molecular function: RNA binding; structural constituent of ribosome. The record is from RefSeq and is a predicted model, not a curated record. Lineage: Eukaryota; Fungi; Ascomycota; Dothideomycetes; Botryosphaeriales; Botryosphaeriaceae. Gene Ontology annotation, biological process: translation. Gene Ontology annotation, cellular component: ribosome; cytosolic large ribosomal subunit.
AUGAUUCAGCAUGACGUCCAAGCGUGGAGUGCGGAAAGCGUCAAAACUCCUCUCCUCAACCCGACCGUACUAACCACCCAGGACAUCGACCAGCCGACGACAAUCAUCCAAAAUGUGAGAGCAGCCCGUCAAAUCGAUUUCGCGAGCCCGUCCCCACGAAUUGCGUCCCUCGAGAUGCUCCAUCACCGUCGCACACGCGCUGCGGCGCUCUGUCACCCCGUCGCUUCGCCACUACGCCCGCAACAUCCAGAACACCUGGCCGCAACGGUGGAUCUCAAGACGCAGAAGCGCCUAGCCAGUGCCGUUGUCGGCUGCGGCAAGCGCAAGAUUUGGCUCGACCCCAAUGAGGUCAACGAGAUCUCCAAUGCCAACUCCCGUCAGACCAUCCGCAAGCUGGUCUCCGAUGGCCUCAUUAUCAAGAAGCCCGUCACCAUGCACUCGCGCUCCCGCGCGAGGGAGCUGAACGCCGCUCGCCGCAUUGGUCGUCACCGUGGCUAUGGUAAGAGGAAGGGUACCAAGGACGCCCGUAUGCCUAGCCAGGUCCUUUGGAUGCGCCGUCUCCGUGUCCUUCGCCGUCUUCUCGUCAAGUACCGUGCCAGCGGCAAGAUCGACAAGCACCUCUACCACGAGCUCUACCACCUGAGCAAGGGUAACACCUUCAAGCACAAGCGCGCCCUCGUCGAGCACAUCCACAAGGCCAAGGCCGAGAAGGCCCGCGAGCGGGUCCUCAAGGAGGAGAUGGACGCCAAGCGUGCCAAGACCAAGGCCGCUCGCGAGAGGAGGCAGGAGCGUGUCUCGGCCAAGAGGCAGGCUCUGGUGGCCGAGGAGUAA